Lachancea sp. 'fantastica' is the source of this 855-nucleotide messenger RNA. The record is from the annotation of a GenBank genome assembly. Lineage: Eukaryota; Fungi; Ascomycota; Saccharomycetes; Saccharomycetales; Saccharomycetaceae.
AUGAGCCAGGCUCUUGGGCAAUUUGAUCGAGACGGUGAUUCGGGACUCCUGGCCGUUUCCCGUGGUGUAGUGCGCCACAUAUUGGCGCUGUGCGAAAGCCAAUCUGAUGUGAUCUCUCGAUCCAGACUGACUACCCUGAUUCGAGAAGUCUCGAAAAAAGAGACUUCACGCAAAUUCCGCUUUGCUGAGGUGUUUUGGAGCAUGGACAAACUGUUACAGGACACUUUUGGGUACGAAUUGGUAGGUUUGCAAGCGAAGAAUGCACCUCUAAACGCUACCAAAGAUAAAGCCCAAACUUUCAUUCUGGUAACGACAAUUCGAAAUUUACCUGCUGAUUUCAAGUCUCUUCUGGUUCAAGAGGGCCGCGGCAUGUAUGGCCCGCGUGUUGUGGGAGAUCAAUAUGUCGGUGACGACCCUAUGGUGCUGUCAGAGACGUUGGUCCGGGAAUCAGUUUCUACGGACUCGGACUUGGUUUCACAGGGACUCACAUUGCUGAUUCUGACAAUCGUUCUAGUGUCCAGAAAUAAUCUGUUGUUGCAGGAGCUUGUUGAGAGUCUUGAAGCGUUUGGAAUCCCCAGCAACGGGCGCCAAAUUCCAGCCCUCAAUGUCACACUCGAGGAGUUUCUAAAACGUCUGAUUAAACGAGAGUAUCUUUACCGCAAGGAAGAAAAUGCUCCAGAUGGCGUUUCCGAAGUUGUUUCAUUCAGAAUAGGCCGCAAGGCUCAGGUCGAGUUUCCUCAAUCUGCACUCAUCGAAGCGUGUCGAGAAAUCAUGCAUCUUCCGGACGAACAAAUCGAACGAUUGACCUUAUCCAUCGAUCUCAGCGUGGGAGACGCAUACGAUGAGACACCGUAA